Messenger RNA from Stylophora pistillata, 3375 nucleotides. Its product is annotated as b(0,+)-type amino acid transporter 1. NCBI's taxonomy places the organism in Eukaryota, Metazoa, Cnidaria, Anthozoa, Scleractinia, Pocilloporidae. Gene Ontology annotation, biological process: amino acid transmembrane transport. The record is from RefSeq and is a predicted model, not a curated record. Gene Ontology annotation, cellular component: membrane. Gene Ontology annotation, molecular function: L-amino acid transmembrane transporter activity.
CAAUCUUUAUUACCCAUUGGUGUCUUGGUUUAUUGUAUUCCUGACCUUCUAAUGACAUGAAAUAUUAAAAACCCGGACCCAGCUUUAUUGACUUGUUAUCAGCUGGACGAAGGCUUUGUUAACCGCACCACGUGCUACGCUCGUGUUUGCCAUGACUUACGCAAUACUUUUUGGCGCCAAUCUGUUUUAAAUUUGAUUAUUCAUAACAGUCUCUUUGUUCUUUUAACCAAUCACCAUCACUGUUUUGCUAUUGAACCUGAAAAGGCGCGCUUUCGCUGCUUCAUUCAUUGUUUUGUGUUUUGAAUCGCACGCUAGCGAGGAAAGAAGGAAAGAAGUCGAUCUUACUCUUCUUAUAUUUUUCACCAUGCCCCCUGUUCCUGUUGUCAAUUCUGAUAUUGGGGAGAAGCUUGCCAACGAAUCGACGUCGAGCGAGAGCUUAGACCAGUCGAAUUCCCUCGAUAAGACAAGAGAGCCUUUCUUGGAAGAAGAGAAAGGCGAACAGAGAGUCGUACUGAAGAAGAAUGUCUCGCUUAUCAAUGGCGUGGGCCUUAUUGUAGGCACGGUGAUCGGUUCUGGUAUUUUUGUUUCGCCGACAAGUAUCCUUGAGGAAACAAAUUCGAUCGGAGCUGCUCUCUUGAUCUGGCUCGGAUGUGGUUUGAUCGCGUUGUUCGGAAGCUUGUGCUACGCCGAGUUGGGAACUUGUAUAAAGAAAUCUGGCGGUGAAUAUUCCUAUCUUAUGGAGGCAUUUGGAAAAAUCCCUGCUUACUUGUUCGCCUGGACCUCUGUGUUAAUCAUACGGCCGGCAUCGGGAGCCAUAAUCGCUCUAACCUUCGCUGAAUACGUCUCGAAGCCAUUCUAUCCAGAUUGCGAACCCCCGGCGUACCUUAUGAAGCUUUUGGCGUGUUCUUGUCUUGUGAUCCUCUUGGUUAUAAACUGCUGGAGUGUAAAGUGGGCUGUAAGAAUUCAAGACAUCUUCACAUAUGCCAAGCUUCUUUGUAUCAUAAUGAUCACUGUCAUUGGUUUUGUGGAACUAGGAAAAGGAAAGACAGAGAGCUUUAAAAACAGCUUUGAAGGCUCCACUUCAAAUAUUGGAAAGAUUGGUAUGGCUUUCUACUUGGGUCUGUGGGCAUACGAUGGAUGGAACAAUCUCAACUACUGUACAGAGGAAAUGAAACACCCAGAAAAGGAUAUGCCGAGGGCAAUAAUCAUUGGUAUCUCCCUCACCACUGUGUGUUACCUGUUGGUCAAUGUGGCAUAUAUUACAGUUUUGGGAGCAUCUGGUAUCCUAGCGUCAAGUGCAGUGGCAGUGAGUAUUGGGGACAGGUACCUUGGUCCAGUAAGUUGGAUAAUUCCUGUCUUUGUUGCAUGCUCAACCUUUGGAGCAGUAAAUGGGCUUCUUUUUACUAGUGGAAGGCUGGUAUUUGUAGCAGCACGAGAUGGACUGAUGCCUCCUCUUUUGGCCAUGAUUCAUGUUAAAAGAUUUACCCCUCUCCCAUCUCUGUUUUUCACGACCCUCAUCUCAGUGAUCAUGCUGAUUCCAGAAGCUAGUAGUUUCACAAGUUUGGUGGAUUUCUUCAGCUUUGCUGCCUGGUUAUUUUAUGGAGGAACAUUUGCUGCUCUCCUCUGGUUGCGAUACAAGAGACCAGACCUGAACAGGCCCUACAAGAUUUUUACACUUGUACCCAUUUUAAUGCUGCUGGCCUCUGUGUACCUGGUAGUUGCUCCAAUCACAACUGAUCCUUGGGGAUCGCUCAUUGCUCUGGCAGUCGUUGUGGCUGGUCUCCCCUUCUAUGUGCUGUUUAUUGGCACUGAUUAUGCACCAAAAUUUAUCCUCAAUUCUGCAGAGUCAUUCACAGCUUGGUGCCAGCGAGUGGGAAACUUGGCCUUUGAGGAUCCAGACACUCUUCCAGUUGAAGUUUGAUUUGUAAUUUCAUUCAGUAAUUAUUGUUCUUUCUUUGGCAUUGCUGAAAUGCAGGUUAGCAAGUAAAAAUGAGGUGAAAGGUUUUGUUCAAUCUACAGUGCAGUGAUUACUUGGCAAUUCACAGAAAACCUGAUGGCUUUAUGGUUUGUGGGCUCAUCUUCAGAGUGAAGGGUUUGAGUACUGCUUGGGUCAUUGUAGUUUGUUGUCAGAAAUGCCUAACCAAAUCUCAACAGAACUCAAACCUGUUCAUCCCCUGAGGAACAAAAGGCAACAAUCCUUGUACUGUGACCUUGUGGUCUUGCAUGGAUGUCUUGAGGAUCCUGUCAGCUAUGCUGGCACAGUUCUUGCCCUCUGGCAGAUUUAGUCUAGCUGCACAGGUCCCAGGUGACUUGACAGACUAAUACGGCCCCAAUUCUUCUCAGGCUAAGAGUUAAGCAUGUUGUUAACUACUCAAUCUCUCAAAAACUAUCCAUUUACAGAGACAAAUGUGGCCAAAUAAUGGUGGGAACUUGCCUUAUACACUAUUCCAUUACGUCUCCCUGCCCACUUACUCAAGCUUAAGACUUGCCAUUCAGCAAUGCCAUUCCUUAUUUUCAUAACCAUUCCUCCAACUGUUUAUAGAAAUAGGCAAAUGUAAUUAACCACAAUGAUUAUAGUCAACAUUCGAUUAUGACUCACAAAGAUGAUUUAAUUUAUACAGCAGAAAGUUGGCCUCAUUGUGAUAGCUACCGAUACAUGUGUUACAGUAUUGAAUAGAGUACCCGUUAUAAGAUUUGGAAUUUCGCAAGUAACAUUUUGACAUACAUAUUCACAAGAAGUGUCCCUCAGAGAGAAUUCUCCAGCUAUUUUUUUAUUUAAUCAUGGAACAAUAGCACAUUUUCCUGUUACUAAAAACUAUUCUCCAGCUGCUACACUUCCUAUCCUUUUCAACUUAACAUCGGUACACAUCAGAAGUUCUGACAAGGAGAAAUCGUUUCACAAUUGAUUUCUUUAGUUACUUAUCAUUUCCUUUACUCUCGUUACCUUAAAUGUGUAAUUCAGGAGUGAUAUUAUAUGGAGAAAUUAAAUGCCUGCAAUCGUUCUAACUGAUCUGCUCAAAGUGUCCAGUAAAGAACUGUGGAAGAUAAUUUUGAAAACACAACUGCUCUUCUACCCGUUACAGAUAGUGUCCAAAAGUUGAACUUUUGUUGAAAAAAGUGUUAAUCUCUCUGAGAAAUCUGAGAAACCUAAGGGUUGAAGAACUACCUCGUUGAAGAAAAGCCUCGUUGAUCCCCAGCUGCUCCUCUACCUGUUAAAGAUAAUGUUAAAUGGUUGAUCAUUUAUUUAAAAAAAAAUUUGUUAUAUCUAAGAAAUCUAAGGGCUAGAGAACUGUGGAGGAUAAUUAUGUAAAGCCUCAUUGAUCCAAAACUGCUCUUCUCGCCGUUUACAGUUAGUGUUUCAAGGUUGAAAUUUCA